Messenger RNA from Neoarius graeffei (lesser salmon catfish), 865 nucleotides. RefSeq names its product interferon gamma 1 (gene ifng1). Gene Ontology annotation, cellular component: extracellular region. NCBI's taxonomy places the organism in Eukaryota, Metazoa, Chordata, Actinopteri, Siluriformes, Ariidae. Gene Ontology annotation, biological process: immune response. Gene Ontology annotation, molecular function: type II interferon receptor binding. The transcript has 4 exons. Bases 135 to 674 code for a protein of 179 amino acids. The record is from RefSeq and is a predicted model, not a curated record.
AGGAGAAGUGAACACGGUGGUGACUUCAGUCAAAGAGAGCCAACAGGUCACACGAAAAGACAGUGUUGUGUCCAGCACGUGGGAAUAUCUGUGGAAAUUUGGUGACAGGCUGAAACUUGUAUAAGAAACCAACGAUGACCCUGUCCUGGAGAAUAUGUUUUGUCUUAUUUGGAAUGAUGGCGUACUCUGAGGCCAACCUCCCGGAAAACAUCAAGAAGUCUAUUGAACAUCUGCAGAAUCACUAUGUACAAAAAAAUUACAACCCAGAAAAAUUGUAUAAUGGACGUUCCCUCUUUCUAGACAAGCUGAAGGAUAAAACGUUUGAGGAGGGUGAACAGAAGCUCCUGAUGACUAUUAUUCUUGAUGCAUACAACAAAAUUUUCACCCGGAUGGAGAAUGAGACUCAGGAUGAAAAGGUGAAGCAUGACUUGCAUGAAGUAAAAGAACAAGUGAACAAGCUGAAAGAACACUACUUCUCUGGCAAACAUGCUACCAUCAAGAAGUAUGUCACUGAGCUGGUGGAGCUUAAGGAAAGUGACCCAACGAUCCAGAGCAAAGCAAUAAUUGAGCUGAGGACCAUCUACAAUCAGGCAACAAAUCUGGGGAACCUGUCAGCAGAGAACCACCGGCGACGACGGCAAGCUAGAGGCUCCAAAAAGCAGCGGCGUUCUUAGCCAAAAAUUAAUUCCUUUAGAAUGUUACCAAGGAGGUGCUUGAAGGUGUAGAUUUAUUUAUUGGAAUACAGUGCCUCAGAUUUUAUAUUUUAUGGACACUGACAUAAUUUAUUAACAUUGUUAAAAUCUUAAUUUUAUUAAUUGUACUAAUUUAUUUAAUUUGCUAUUUAUUUUGUGAAAGUGUCUACUGU